Neoarthrinium moseri is the source of this 966-nucleotide messenger RNA. RefSeq lists its product as uncharacterized. The transcript has a single exon. Gene Ontology annotation, molecular function: glyoxylate reductase (NADPH) activity; hydroxypyruvate reductase [NAD(P)H] activity; NAD binding. The record is from RefSeq and is a predicted model, not a curated record. NCBI's taxonomy places the organism in Eukaryota, Fungi, Ascomycota, Sordariomycetes, Amphisphaeriales, Apiosporaceae. Bases 1 to 966 code for a protein of 321 amino acids. Gene Ontology annotation, cellular component: cytosol.
AUGGCGCCUGGAAUUCUGAGCGAGCCGGAGGACUCUAUGCCCCGCGCAAAGCCCACGGUCUAUGUGAUGGACAAGUUCCACCCUUCUGUGCUUGAGUUCACCAAGGAGAACUUCAACGCCAUCACGCUGGAUAUGCCAGAGCACGCAGAGUGGAAACAGAAGGCGCAGUACCUGUUGAUAAGGUCGUCAAGGCUUACAGCCGAGGACAUAGCCGCGUGCCCGAACCUGGUUGCCAUCGGCAAGCAGGGCGUGGGCAUUGACAAGAUCGACGCCGACGCCUGCGCAGCGAGGGGCAUCAAGAUCUUCAACACGCCAGGCGUCAACGCCCGUGCCGUUGCCGAGCUGGUUCUCACCCUGGCCAUGGCUGUGGGCAGAGAUGUGGGCCGCAUCGCCAAGCUUCAGGCCGAGGGGCAGGUGGUUCCCAAGGAAACCUGCAAGGGACUGAUCCUCCACGGGAAGACCAUCGGAAUUAUCGGCAUGGGCAACAUCGGCAAGACCGUGGGCCAGAUGUUCAGAGGCGCCUUCAAUGCUCCCGUAAUAGCAUACGACCCGUACAUGCCCGCGGAUGCAUGGCAAGACCUUGAGCACACCCGCGUGAAUAGCGUCGAGGAGGUGCUACGUGACUCGGACGUCGUCACGGUACAUGUCCCCUUGACGCCAUCGACAAGGAACCUGAUCUCGUACGCGCAGCUCAAGACGAUGAAGAAGACGGCAAUCGUCAUCAACACGGCUCGUGGCGGGAUCAUCAACGAGGCAGACCUCCAGACUGCUCUCGAGGAGGGGCUCAUCUGGGGCGCAGGUUUGGACUGUCACGAGCAGGAACCACCCAGCCAGGAGAAGUACGGCCGUCUGUGGGAACUCGGCGUCGUCAGCACCCCACACAUUGGUGCUGCAACUGAGCAGACGCAGAUCGAGACUGGAACGGCGGCAGCGAAGUACUUGCUGGAAUUUGCAUCACGGAAAUAG